Molecule: messenger RNA, 873 nt
Organism: Orycteropus afer afer
Lineage: Eukaryota; Metazoa; Chordata; Mammalia; Tubulidentata; Orycteropodidae
Gene: ECHS1
Product: enoyl-CoA hydratase, short chain 1
Exons: 8
Coding region: 1-873 (290 amino acids)
Biological process (GO): fatty acid beta-oxidation
Cellular component (GO): mitochondrion
Molecular function (GO): enoyl-CoA hydratase activity
Source: RefSeq, a predicted model, not a curated record
AUGGCUGCCCUACGUGUCCUGCUGCCCCGCGCCCGCGGCCCGCUGUGGCCCAGGGCUGGCUGCUCCACGCUGCGUUCCUUCGCCUCAGGUGCCAACUUUGAGUACAUCAUCACUGAGAAGAAGGGGAAGAGCAGUAACGUGGGGCUGAUCCAGCUGAACCAUCCCAAAGCGCUCAAUGCGCUGUGCAGGGGCCUCAUGUCAGAGCUCAGCCAGGCACUGGAGGCCUUUGAGGGCGACCCAGCUGUGGGGGCCAUCGUCCUCACUGGCAGCGAGAAGGCCUUUGCAGCGGGAGCUGAUAUCAAGGAGAUGCAGAACUUGACAUUCCAGGACUGCGUCGCUAGCAAGUUCUUGAGCCACUGGAAUCAAGUGGCUCAUGUCAGAAAGCCAGUGAUCGCGGCCGUCAACGGCUACGCGCUUGGUGGGGGCUGCGAGCUGGCCAUGAUGUGUGACAUCAUCUACGCAGGAGAGAAGGCACAGUUUGGACAGCCCGAGAUCCUUAUAGGCACCAUCCCAGGUGCUGGGGGCACACAGAGACUCACACGAGCCGUCGGAAAGUCGCUGGCGAUGGAGAUGAUCCUCACUGGUGACCGGAUCUCGGCCCAGCAGGCAAAGCAGGCAGGUCUCGUGAGCAAGGUUUUCCCAGUGGAGACCCUGGUGGAGGAAGCCAUAACGUGUGCAGAAAAAAUUGCCAGCAAUUCUAAAAUUGUGGCAGCAAUGGCCAAGCAAUCAGUGAAUGCAGCUUUUGAAAUGACGUUGACAGAAGGAAACAACUUGGAGAAGAUGCUCUUUUAUUCCACUUUUGCCACAGAAGACCGGAAAGAAGGGAUGACUGCAUUCAUGGAGAAGAGAAAGGCCAACUUCAAAGACAAGUAG